AUGCCAGGAAAGAGACCAGUCGAAGAUAAAGAAGAUGACAGCAAUAAAAAGUUAAACACAGCAUAUAAUAAACAGGAUAUUCAUUCUUUUUUUAAUGCGAAAGUUUGGAAUGAGAAGUUUCAAGAUGACAUAAAAACUCAAGUUAAAGAUAGUGAACCAUUCCGUUGGGGAACGAUCAGGGAUCUCAUAGAUGAUACAUUAUUAAGACAGGUACGCAAAGAGGUUUUAAGUGAAAUUGCAUUUACAAAAAAAGAGACAGAUAUAUAUAGAGUGUAUCAAUCUGGGGAUCUUGCAAAUUUAUCAGGAUUAGAUUGGGACGAUUUAUCAAGAUUACCUUCAUUAUACAAAUUACGUUCUGCGGUUUAUUCAGAAGAGUUUCGUGACGUUAUCUCUAAGAUAACUGGGUGCGGUAAACUAAGCGGUAGUAAGACAGAUAUGUCGAUAAAUACUUAUACCAAAGGAUGCCAUUUAUUAACACACGAUGAUGUCAUCGGAUCAAGAAGAGUUAGUUUUAUUCUUUAUUUGCCCGAUCCAGACAAAACAUGGAAACCUCAUUAUGGUGGGGGAUUGAGACUAUUUCCUGCAAUUGUGCCUAAUGUUCCAAAAACUGACCAUGAAGUGAAGUUAACACCACAAUUUAAUCAGAUCGCAUUUUUUACUGUUCAGCCAGGUUUAUCAUUUCAUGACGUAGAGGAAGUGAGGGUUGACAAGCAGAGAUUGUCUAUUCAAGGGUGGUUCCACAUUCCACAACUCAGAGAGGCAGGUUAUAUACCAGGGGAACAAGAAGAAACGACAUCCAGGAGUACCUUGCAGCAAUUGCAAAGCAAGGAGUUGCAAGAAUUUGAUUUUCCUAAACCAUUCAGGAGCGAUAUUCACGCAGAGGAAUUAAAGAUAUAUGAAAAUUUUGCAUCAAAUCAGUUUUCCGAAGAUGAAAUACAAUAUUUGAAAGAAUACUUGAAUCCUUUAUAUUUGCAAGAUCAAAAUAUUAAAGGAUUGAAUGAAAUUUUCCUUGAAGAAUCAGUAGUCGAAAUCAAGGAUAUUUUGAAGGAAGAUUUUGCCAACUUAUUAAAGGAAUCAAUUAAGACCACCGAAUUAGAGAAGAAAACUCCUGCUAAUUCGAAGGAAAUCACCUUUCCAUGGAAGUGUUCCAUGCCACCACACAAACAGCGCUUUAUGUAUAUGGAUGGGAGAGAUGUUUUUGAGCAAUCCGAAGAAGGCAUUAAGAAAAUCAAUAAGAUUGGUCCUCAAGAAGCACCAAAUUUCGAGUUAAUCAAGCGAAUUUCAGAUGACGAAGUUGAUAAGAAAUUAAGUGAUCUUGGUUCCUUCUUGAGAUCCGUAGCAUUCAGAAAAUGGCUUUUAGUCAUUACAAGUGUCAUACCUACCAGUGAUCAGGUAUUAAUAAGACGCUUCAGACCAGGGCAAGAUUUCAUUUUGGCCACCAAGACCGAUAAACUGUUAGCCAGACCUAAUACAGACGAAUUGAACGUGCUACUUGAAGCUACAUUAAAUUUAACACCUACAGCCACGAAUCCAAAGAACUGGGAACUGGGUGAAUACGGAGGCUACGAAUUGUGCAUGGCAUUAAAUGGAGGUGACGAUAGCGAUUUUGAGGACGACGAUCCAGCUAUAUAUAAAGCAAGCGAUCCAAAUGACGAUAGUGUGUUGUACACGAGUCAAUGCAAAUGGAAUUCCUUAUGCUUAAUGCUUAGAGAUCCAUCCGUACUUAAGUUUGUGAAAUAUGUGAGUAUAAAUGCCAAAGGCUCCAGAUGGGACGUAAGCUGUCAAUGGAAUGUCAAGAGUGUUGAUGAUGGUACAGAGGAAGAAGAAGAAGAAGAAGAAGAAGAAGAGAAUAAAGACAAUGAACAGGCUUAG
Molecule: messenger RNA, 1872 nt
Organism: Debaryomyces fabryi
Lineage: Eukaryota; Fungi; Ascomycota; Pichiomycetes; Serinales; Debaryomycetaceae
Gene: OFD1
Product: oxidative DNA demethylase
Exons: 1
Coding region: 1-1872 (623 amino acids)
Biological process (GO): peptidyl-proline hydroxylation; regulation of translational termination
Cellular component (GO): cytoplasm
Molecular function (GO): iron ion binding; L-ascorbic acid binding; peptidyl-proline dioxygenase activity
Source: RefSeq, a predicted model, not a curated record